Molecule: messenger RNA, 652 nt
Organism: Capsella rubella
Lineage: Eukaryota; Viridiplantae; Streptophyta; Magnoliopsida; Brassicales; Brassicaceae
Product: RING-box protein 1a
Exons: 5
Coding region: 106-453 (115 amino acids)
Biological process (GO): protein ubiquitination; ubiquitin-dependent protein catabolic process
Cellular component (GO): nucleus; cullin-RING ubiquitin ligase complex
Molecular function (GO): ubiquitin protein ligase activity; cullin family protein binding; zinc ion binding
Source: RefSeq, a predicted model, not a curated record
UCUCCUCUCUCUCGAUUCUCAAUUUAUUCAGAAUUCUCACGUUUGUAGGGUUUCCCAAAUCCUCCGUAACUAAUUUUUCAAUUCCGAUCAACGAGAGAGAGAUCAAUGACUACUCUCGACUCUGACGUUCCUAUGACCCCCGCCGGCGAAGCCUCUAGCAGCACCGUUCCGUCAAAGAAAUCGAAACGCUUUGAAAUCAAGAAGUGGAGCGCCGUCUCUCUUUGGGCUUGGGAUAUCGUUGUUGAUAACUGUGCAAUCUGUAGGAAUCACAUCAUGGAUCUGUGUAUUGAAUGUCAAGCUAAUCAGGCUAGUGCUACCAGCGAAGAAUGUACUGUUGCUUGGGGUGUCUGCAACCAUGCCUUUCACUUCCACUGUAUCAGCAGAUGGCUCAAGACUCGUCAAGUGUGUCCAUUGGAUAACAGCGAGUGGGAAUUCCAGAAAUAUGGUCACUAAAGCUACAGCUCGCAUCACUGGUUUCCUUUGUUGCCGUAUAUGAUUCUCUAUGACUUGCAGUUUUCUCUUAAAUUUGCCUGAAUCUGUUGAGAUGUCUUUGAACAAUUGUGUGCUCAAUGAAACCUUUGUUGUUAAAAGACCAUCUCCGACCCAAACUAAGUUUCAAUUAUUAAAUACAUUAACUCCAUUCUUUUGGCUA